Messenger RNA from Aspergillus tubingensis, 771 nucleotides. Its product is annotated as transcription factor domain family protein. The record is from RefSeq and is a predicted model, not a curated record. NCBI's taxonomy places the organism in Eukaryota, Fungi, Ascomycota, Eurotiomycetes, Eurotiales, Aspergillaceae. The coding region runs from base 1 to 771 and encodes 256 amino acids. The transcript has a single exon.
AUGAGGCUCUUCCAUGUGUUUUUAAGUGCCCUCUGUUGGGCAGCCCUAGGACAAGCGUCCCAGCGUGCAAUAAUCUUCGAGAUGGUGUACUACUAUUACGCUUACCAAAUUGAGGUCGCCGCGUUUCCGGAAUCCGACAGAUACAUCGCAUACGAGUGCAGCCCUGCAACCGGCACAGUUUGCACCUUUAACGAGUUUCUCAAAACUACCGCCGCUGAAGGGAAAUCGCUGUCCGUGAUACCGGCCGGAGACACAACCUCACCGCCUAUCGAGGAUGCAGAUAAAACAUUUUCCGCCAUGAAAUGGGGUCACAAAUAUAGAAUCAACCAAGUGUGGAAAGACGGAGAUGAUUUGAAUCACGUGGCUUUGUCGGCGAGGGUGACGAACCGUAUUCAAGAGGCUCGCGAGGUUCGAACUAUUGAUAAGAACCUACUGUCCAGCGCGAAGGAAGCUCUCGAGGCAGUUCAGGCAAAACGGUGGGAAGAUAACUUCGUCCACUUGGAGCAAGAGUUCCAAAAAAGAUACGAGGGUGUGAGCCUGUAUGAUACGGAGACUACGGUGGAUGGAAGUAAAAUCAAAGUCAUUGACUGGGUCAAGACAGCGGCUGUCCAGGCAUCGAAGAGUUCUUCCAAGUCCAAAGUUCUGCUCAAGCGGUAUCAGGACUGGAUUAAAGGCUCGAACGGCAAACAAUACCGCGAUCAUCUAGCGAUAGCACAGAACAUUGCCAGCUUACGCAAUGUUUUAGACGCAGAGCCAAGCUGUCGCGCAUAA